This is a messenger RNA of Nannospalax galili (Upper Galilee mountains blind mole rat), 393 nucleotides long. Its product is annotated as keratin-associated protein 9-3. The coding region runs from base 1 to 393 and encodes 130 amino acids. The transcript has a single exon. The record is from RefSeq and is a predicted model, not a curated record. Gene Ontology annotation, cellular component: keratin filament. NCBI's taxonomy places the organism in Eukaryota, Metazoa, Chordata, Mammalia, Rodentia, Spalacidae.
AUGGCCUGCUGCUCUACCAGCUUCUGCGGAUUUCCCAGCUGCUCUGUCAGUGGCAACUGGGGCUCCAGCUGCAGCCAACCCAGCCGUUGUGAGACUAGCUUCUUUCAGCCAAGCUGCUGCCAGGCUGGGUAUGGCAUUGGCGGUGGCAUUGGCGGUGGCAUCGGCGGUGGCCUGGAGGGUGGCUCUGGCCCCGUGAGUAGCCGGGUCAGGUGGUGCCGCCCAGACUGCCGCGUGGAGGGCACCUUCCUGCCCCCCUGCUGUGUGGUGAGCAGCACACCCCCCACCUGCUGCCAGCUGCACCAUGCCCAGGCCUCCUGCUGCCGCCCAUCCUACUGUGGACAGUCCUGCUGCCGCCCAGCCUGCUGCUGCCACUGCUGCCAGCCCACCUGUUAA